UACACAAAUCAGUCAUAGUAAAUCGUUGAGCAUAAAGAAUUGUAUCAUUAUAUUUAUAUAUAUUAUUUUAUGAACGCCGCAAUGGAAGAGAUAAAGCCUCUCAUGGAGCACUCACAAAUUCAACAGUUACUGCAUGAUAAGUUAAAGGCUAAACUUCCUGCCAGGAAAUCUUCCUUACAACAGAUAAUACAGAAAAGACAUUGUUUGAAAAUUUUGCAAAAUUUGGAAAAUGAAAAGCAAAGUUCAAAGAUUAAGACACACGAGCAGAAGAAAGAAAAACACAAAUGUCUGGUGUAUGAAGUACAAGGAGCUCGCCGUGGAAUGAGUCAAACUGUACAGAUAAAUGUGAUUAAAAUGAGGCACAAGCGUCAUACUCAAGGCACGAUUCAAAAGAUUCAAGAAACUCAAACGGAUACUUUUCUGCCUGCUGAAAACGAAGUUGUGCUAAAUGAUGAGUUCUGUAAUUAUAUUAAUUCUAUCGUCGACACAAAGAUAAAGGAGGUGAUGGUACUUCGAAUAUUCCACGUUAAAUACGAGCGCCCGUUAGUGAUGUUUGCCAACUUUGGCAGUGAGCCGUUAACCGGCCGUCGUUAUGCAUGGGAUGAUGUGAAUGAAUUGCCCACACAUUUAGAGUCACUUUGGAUGAUGAUGCUUGAGAACAGAAGCCCACACAACGACAAUUCGUACUUGCACCUGCAACUAACAGGUGAAUUGGAGCUCUGUACCAUAUCCAAAGAAAAACAACCUCAUCCGGAAGCUAUACAAUACUAUCCGCCGGGCAGGCCAAGACGAUGCGGUUGCUUACAAGACAUUCUAAGUUUCUUAAGUUUAUUUGGAAUGCUUUUCGCAGUCUUUGUUCAUUUGUAUGACAGAGCAACUCGCAGACAGCCUUUAUCUGUUUGGGAAUGGCUCCUGAAUAAAUUGGGCAACUUUUUGCGCUCAUAUUUGUAUAUUGACAUGUACAGCUUAUAAAUUAAUAAAUUUUGUUAUCGUUGAAUUUAAAG
This is a messenger RNA of Drosophila hydei, 1004 nucleotides long. RefSeq lists its product as uncharacterized. The transcript is spliced from 3 exons. The record is from RefSeq and is a predicted model, not a curated record. The coding region runs from base 70 to 972 and encodes 300 amino acids. Lineage: Eukaryota; Metazoa; Arthropoda; Insecta; Diptera; Drosophilidae.